AUGCAAGAUGGAUGGAAUCUAGAAGAAUUGGAUCCACUUUGGCAGUUGAGGAGGCUUCGUAUGAUCAAACUGGAAAGAGCAGUUCCUCCUACUAAAGAUUCACUGCUAGCAAACAAAAAACAUCUCAGAGAAUUAGGGCUACGUUGCACUGAACACACACAUGAGCCAUAUUCUGAAGAUGCUGUAAUCAAUAUUGAGAAAACUUUUGAUUUGCUAAUCCCUGCACACAACCUGGAGCAUCUCUUUUUUGUGAAUUUCUUUGGCCGGAGGUUUCCCACCUGGCUAGACACUGCUGCCCAUUUGCCUUCACUGACAUAUUUGACCCUCCUUGAUUGCAAAUCAUGUUUGCAUCUUCCACCAAUCGGUCAGCUCCCCAACUUGAAAUAUCUACAAAUCAAGGGAGCCACUGCAGUCACCAAGAUUGGACCCGAAUUUGUUGGCUAUGGGGUGGGUAAUCUCAGAUCUCCAGAGGCAGUAGCUUUCCCCAAGCUUGAAAUAUUGAUCAUUUGGGAUAUGCCCAACUGGGAGGAGUGGUCCUUUGUUGCUGAAGAAGAAGAACAAGAAGCAACACCAGCAGGUAAGGAAACGGUAGAGGAUGAGGCUGCUGCAAAUCAAAAGGAGGACGCCCCACCUCCAAGGACGCAGCUGCUGCCACGACUGAAGAAUGUGGAGCUUAUCCGCUGCCCCAAGCUGAGAGCUCUCCCACAGCAGCUUGGACAGCAGGCCACCAGCUUGAAGGAGCUCCGAUUAAGCCAUGUGCACAGCCUUAAUGUGGUGGAGAACCUCGGUUUCCUCUCAGAGGUCCUUUUAAUCGCCGAUUGUGAAGGCCUAGAGAGGGUCUCAAAUCUUCCCCAGGAAGGAGAAGAUGCCUGCCUGCCCACCCGCCUCGUCAAGUGGCGGAAUGUUUCAAUCGUCGCCUGCCCUGUGAAGGGCCCGAAAAAAGAGGCAACAAGAGUUACUCCAUGCGUGUCCAAAAGAAAAGCCAUCCACCAGACCACCACUGCCUUGCUCCUCAGCAAGCCCGCAGCCCCUGCAGUGGAGGAGACCUUGACCGACGGUGGCCACAGAGUCAAGUCUCCGGCCGGCCGUCACCCACCGGUGGAACAGAGCGCGAGGUACUAA
This is a messenger RNA of Miscanthus lutarioriparius, 1122 nucleotides long. The record is from the annotation of a GenBank genome assembly. NCBI's taxonomy places the organism in Eukaryota, Viridiplantae, Streptophyta, Magnoliopsida, Poales, Poaceae.